AUGUCGACACGAAAUGCUGAAAGCGGCUCUCUGGAAGACCUUCUCCCUCCGUGGACGCGUGUUCUGGUGCGAGGAUGCCUGUCUCUUGUCGGCAUGCAUUGCUGCUCAGCCAAUCGACGAGUCCGUCCCCCAACUGGACUCGAACUGGCGCUCAACCCGCAGCCAAGGGACUCUGUGCGACCCAACCUUCGUGCAUGCCCACUUCCAACGGACUGGCCGAUUCGCACAAAACACGCUGGCCGUUGGUACCGACUAGGUCUGGUGCCAGUUUCCGACGUCACCGAGACGCUGCUUCGCUACUUUGCCUUCUUUGUGUUGCUCUGCUUUCUGUACCUCUCGCGCUGGCCGCCGGUUGUCGUGACUGUCCUCUUCACUGCGUUGCUAACCGAACGGUCGUCUCGAGAGUAG
Messenger RNA from Protopolystoma xenopodis, 408 nucleotides. NCBI's taxonomy places the organism in Eukaryota, Metazoa, Platyhelminthes, Monogenea, Polystomatidea, Polystomatidae. The record is from the annotation of a GenBank genome assembly.